Cornus florida is the source of this 489-nucleotide messenger RNA. Its product is annotated as AP2-like ethylene-responsive transcription factor ANT. NCBI's taxonomy places the organism in Eukaryota, Viridiplantae, Streptophyta, Magnoliopsida, Cornales, Cornaceae. Gene Ontology annotation, biological process: regulation of DNA-templated transcription. Gene Ontology annotation, molecular function: DNA-binding transcription factor activity. Bases 1 to 489 code for a protein of 162 amino acids. The transcript is spliced from 4 exons. The record is from RefSeq and is a predicted model, not a curated record.
AUGAGCCUUGGCUCUGUCGGUGCAACAAUUUCUUUUAGGGAUUUACGUUCUCUAAGCUUGUCAAUGAGCCCUGGCUCUCAGUCAAGUCGUGUCACAACUUCAAGGCAGAUCUCACCUCCUGGAGCUGGAUGUAUAGCCAUGGAAACAAAGAAAAGAAGGUCUUCAAAAGUGGCUCAAAAGCAACUUAUUCAUAGGAAGUCCAUUGACACGUUUGGGCAGAGAACAUCACAGUGUAGAGGUGUUAAAAGAUGGUGUAUGUUUAUACGUCCCUCAGACGUAGAUGGACUGGUAGAUAUAAAGCUCAUAUAUGGGACUAUAGUUGCAAGAAGAAAGGAAGCCAAUAAACCUGCAAGAGCCUAUAAUCUUGCUGCUCUUAAGUAUUGGGGACCUUCAAUCCAAAUUAACUUCUCGCUGAAAAAUUACCAGCAAGAACUCGAGGAAAUGCAGAACACAAGCCGUCAAGAAUUUGUUGCUCACUUGAGAAGAUAA